Molecule: messenger RNA, 1028 nt
Organism: Syngnathus acus (greater pipefish)
Lineage: Eukaryota; Metazoa; Chordata; Actinopteri; Syngnathiformes; Syngnathidae
Gene: vgll1l
Product: vestigial like family member 1
Exons: 4
Coding region: 45-833 (262 amino acids)
Biological process (GO): regulation of transcription by RNA polymerase II
Cellular component (GO): nucleus
Source: RefSeq, a predicted model, not a curated record
UGUGAUUCUGGCUGAACUUGCUGGAUAACAUUCUGCUCAUAGCUAUGCACAAGGACUCUCACACACCCUUUCACAAGCUUGCAUUUCCCAUCCCAUUGGUUAACGGGAAGGGAAGCUACGAAAUUUUCCCUGACAUUUUGGCAGCGGCUCAUGAAGGUAACACACAUCAACUUUGCAGUCAACGUAAACGUCGCACCUGGUAUUUGCCUUUGGUCAGUGCCGACCGACCCAUGGAGGAGGGCAUGGACAGUCCGGUGGCCGUCAAGGUGGAGGGCCACUCCCGCAGCGUGAUCCUCAGGUACUUCCGGGGCGACAUCGGCAGUAUGGUGGAUGCCCACUUCAGCCGCGCUCUCAGCAAGGACGCCAAGGACAACAUGCCGGCUGCCAAGGCCAAGAGAAUGCGUAAAAACAUCAAGUCAGAGAGCAACACCUGCCACACCAACCUGGCCGAGCCUCUGCCUGUAGCAGGCCGCCACUUGGCUCUCGGCCCCGCCGACGACCACGCAGGGUCUUGGCACCCGUUCAUCGGCAGGACCAGGGAGACCUCUGGCUUGCCAUCCGCCGCGUAUUCGGUGGAAGACCUGAGCUUGACCGGGCAGCAGUACGCCUCAUCGCUGCUCAACCUCCUGCACAGCGACCGAUCCGAGAUGGGGCCCGGCGUGGCCUCCGGCUCCAAGGCGGAACAUCUGGCCAACUGGAUGGUGCCUCAAGGAUUUAGAGACUCUGUGGAGCCCGCUGGAGGCUUUGAGCCUGGUAAGCCUUCGUAUGCAAUACAGCAUGUGCCGUCAGGCUUCCUGGGAGGCUAUCAAACCUUCCAAAGUGGACAUAAUUAGGAGCAUCAUCAGAGUAAAGAUAUAAUUGUUGUCUGUGCUAAUAAACAGUUGUUCUUGAACCGCCGGUGCCCGCUGGUCCAUAAGAUUUAGCAUUGGGGUGAGCAAAUUAAUUUGCAAUUAAUUAUGCUGUGUCAUUAUGAAUAAGUACAUAAUGGGGACUAAUGUGGCAAUAAAAGAAACACCGUGAACCAAUUA